UUCGCGCUAGAGGCAAAAUACGUGCGUUUGUGUAUAAAAGUCACAACUUUACGAUUCAACGAUACAUUACACGAUAGUUUUUAAACGAAAAUAAUUAUAAAUCAAUCAAUCAAUCAUUCAAUUAAAUAAUUACUAUUUUUAAAAUAUAUAAUAACAAAUAGUUUAGAAUAUAAAAUAAAAAACAAUAAUUAGUUACAAAUGAAUCGGACUAGAAAAAAAUUAGUACUGUGUCGUCAUUAUAUAUUUAUUUAAAAUUCUACUGGAUAUUAAUUUUUAUUGUGAUAUUUAAUUACAAAAAUGGAAGAUAAAUUCGAUCCAAAAGAAAAAGAAGUGUUGACGGUGGAUCCAAAAACCCAACCAAAAAUCCAAGGAUCUUUUAUAAUGGAUAAAUCAGCUACUUUGCUGCCUCAAAAUGGUCAUAUAGAACCAGAAAAUCCGCAUUUAUCACACGGAAGCGCAACAAGACAAAUACUUGCCGCUUUUGUAGCCCAGCUGGGGACAGUCAACACCGGAAUGGCUUUUGGAUUCUCAGCAAUAGCCAUUUCACAAUUACGAGACGCUAACAGUACAAUGCAAAUAGACGACACCCAAGAAUCUUGGAUUGCAAGUAUGUCAUCAAUAGGAACACCAAUAGGAUGCCUACUAUCCGGUUACUUGAUGGACCAAUUAGGCAGAAAACGUUCCUUGAUAAUAACCGAAAUUCCCGCGUUAUUGGGCUGGCUCCUGAUAACUUUUGCCAGCAAUAUUGAGAUGAUUUAUGCCGGAAGAUUCUUCACUGGAUUAGGAUCAGGGAUGGUCGGUGCACCAGCACGUGUGUACACCAGCGAAGUAACUCAGCCCCAUUUACGGGGAAUGUUGACAGCUCUUUCAAGUGUUGGAGUCAGUACAGGUGUAAUGUUAGAAUACGCGAUGGGUGGAGUGACCAGUUGGAAAAUUUGCGCUGCCAUAAGUAGUUUAAUUCCAGCAUCCGCUUUGAUACUAAUGUUCAUAUUUCCCGAAACUCCUUCAUACUUAAUUUCAAGAAACAAACCCGAAAAAGCGCGAAAAGCAUUAGAACACUUUCGCGGAAGUUCUUAUAAUCUUAAUAAAGAAAUGGACACGCUUAUUAACUUUUCAAAUAAAAAUAAUCUCAAACGUCUGACAACUCCCAAAGAAAUUUUGCACGCAAUCCUUCAGCCAAAUGCGCUCAAGCCGUUUGCUCUGCUGUUUUUUUACUUUCUGAUCUAUCAGUGGUCAGGAACAAACGCCGUGACCUUCUAUGCGGUUGAUAUUUUCCAAAAAUCCGGCACCACUAUCAAUAAAUAUUUAGCUACGACUAUUUUGGGAGUCGUUAGAUUCUUCUCAACAAUAUUGGCGUGUAUUUUGUGCCGGAAAUGCGGCAGGAGGCCGCUGACAAUGGUGUCGUCUAUAGGAUGCGGGCUAACGAUGAUUGGAUUGGGCACUUAUAUGUGGGUUAAUAAUUACUGGAAAGUCAACAAUAUUCCUGCUACAUUCACAUGGGUACCGGUAGUUUGUAUUUUUGCGUACACAAUUGCUUGUACUAUUGGAUUUCUUGUUAUACCCUGGAUUAUGAUUGGCGAAGUUUAUCCGGUACAAGUUAGAGGAAUUAUUGGUGGGUUUACAACAAUGUCUGCUCAUUGCUUUGUAUUUAUGGUUGUAAAAACAUUCCCAUUUUUACGUGCCUCUAUAACUGAACACGGUACAUUUUUAUUGUACGGUUUUAUUUCAUUGUUUGGGACCAUUUACUUUUAUAUAUGCCUGCCGGAAACGAAAAAUAAAUCAUUGCAGGAAAUAGAGGAUUAUUUUUCGGGAAGAAAUUCGACGCUGAAAACAGGACGACUAUUCAAGAAAAAACAAGAAAAAAAUUUGCGGAUACAAAAAGGAGAAAUAUUGCCGAGAUAAAUUAUAUAAAUUUAUGUCAAAAUUUUGUAUAAUUUGUUUGAAUUCAAAAUAUCGAAGUAUCGGAUUUUGAUAAAUAUUGAUGUGGACAAAUUUUAAGUUUUAUUUUUUUAUAUUAAAUCGAUUACGAUACAUCGAUUUCAAAAAUACGAUAUCAAAUUUUUGACAUCGAUUUAUCGUUAUUGAUUUGAAAAAUUUGAGAUAUCGAAUCAAAUUUCGUAUGAUCGAUCGAAAUAAAUCAAUUUUAAAAAUUUUGAAUGUUGAUUUCAAUUAAAUUUUAAGGCAGUGAUUCGAUAGAUCGAGCGCAAUUUCAAGUGAUCGAUUGUGAUAAAUCGAUUUUAAAAUUUGAAUCUGAGUUCAAGGUAUCGAUUUCUGUAAAUCGAUUCAAAAAAUUCUAUAUUAAAAUAAUAAAUUUUAAUUGAUCGAUUAUUAAAAUCCGAAAUGUUAAUAUCGAUAUAUCGAAUAAAAUUUCAAGAUAUACAUUUCGAUAAAUCGAUUUUAAGAAUUCAAAAUAUUAGUAUCGAUAUAUCGAAUAAAAUUUCAAAGUGUAGAUCUCGAUUGAUCGACUGUAAAAAUUCGAAAUAUUAAUAUAGAUAUAUCGAAUAAAAUAUCAAGAUGUAGAUUUCGAUAAAUCGAUUGUAAAAAUUUGAAAUAUUAAUAUCGAUAUAUCGAAUAAAAUUUCAAGAUGAAGAUUUUAAUAGAUCGAUUGUGAAAAUUCAAAAUAUUAAUAUCGAUAUAUCGAAGAAAGUUUGAAGGUAUAAAUUUCGAUAGAUCGAUUGUAAAAAUUCAAAAUAUUAAUAUCGAUAUAUCGAAAAAAAUUUCAAGGUGUGGAUUUCGAUAGAUCGAUCGUAUAAACUCAAAAUAUUAAUGUCGAUAUAUCGAACAAAAAUCCAAGGUGUGGAUUUCGAUAAAUCGAUCGUGUAAACUCGAAAUAUUAAUGUCGAUAUAUCGAAUAAAAUUUCAAGGUGUGGAUUUCGAUAAAUCGAUUGUUAAAGUUCGAAAUAUUAAUAUCGAUGUAUCGAAUAAAAUUAUAGAAUAUAGAUUUCGAUAGAUCGAUUUUAAAAACUCGAAAUAUUAAUAUCGAUGCAUCGAAUAAAACUACAGAAUGUAGAUUUCGAUAGGUCGAUUUAAAAAAUUCGAAAUAUUAAUUUCGAUGCAUCGAAAAAAAUUACAGAAUGUAGAUUUCGAUAGAUCGAUUUUAAAAAUUCGAAAUAUUUAUAUCUAUAUAUUUAAUAAAAUUUCAUGGUAUAAAUUUCGAUAUAUCGAUCGUGUAAACUCGAAAUAUUAAUAUCGAUGUAUCGAAUAAAAUUACAGAAUAUGGAUUUCGAUUUUAAAAAUUCAAAAUAUUAAUAUCGAUAUAUCGAAUAAAAUUUCAAGGUGUGGAUUUCGAUAAAUCGAUUGUUAAAGUUCGAAAUACUAAUAUCGAUGUAUCGAAUAAAAUUAUAGAAUAUAGAUUUCGAUAGAUCGAUUUGAAAAAUUUAAGUUAUUAAAAAUAACAAAUAAAAUCAAAAUUAAAAGAACUGAUAUCGAUAAAAAAAAUUUGAAAUAUCGACUUAAAAAUUUGCUUAAGUAUAUAAGUUAAUAAUUAGCUUAUAAAUGAAUUAUUUUCGUACUAUAGUCUUUCAUAAGUAAUUAAAAAUGCAUAAUAUUUUAAUAAUUGUGAUAUUUAAAUCUAAAAAUAAAUAACAAAACAAAAAAAUCUUAACUCAAAAUGCUCUUUGAAGUAUUCCAUAGACAAGUCAAGGUGCUAUACUUUAAAAAGUGAAAUAAGUUUUUAAAAAAUUAACCGUGCCAAUAAAUGUAUUAAAUAAUAUAAAUAAUAAUCCUUGUAAAUAUUAAUACUGAUAAGACU
Molecule: messenger RNA, 3751 nt
Organism: Microplitis mediator
Lineage: Eukaryota; Metazoa; Arthropoda; Insecta; Hymenoptera; Braconidae
Product: facilitated trehalose transporter Tret1-like
Exons: 3
Coding region: 298-1902 (534 amino acids)
Biological process (GO): transmembrane transport; carbohydrate transport
Cellular component (GO): membrane
Molecular function (GO): sugar transmembrane transporter activity
Source: RefSeq, a predicted model, not a curated record